AUGCAUUUCAGGGUCUUGCUCUCAAUCUCGCUCAUCACUUCGGUCAAUCUGGUUUUAUCAAGUCCUGUGCCUCAGUCCAACAGCGGAUUGACCAAGAGAGGUGCAGUGUUGACUGCCCAAUUUGCCACUGAGUCUGAGGUUCACCGUUUCAUCCUCGAGAACAACUUAUGGGGUGAAGCAGCGGCCACCAGCGGCUCCCAAAGCUCGCAAGUUACUGCGACGAAUGGUGACAGUGUCACUUGGGAAACGACAUAUACUUGGGAAGGUGGCCCCUCUGAUGUCAAAAGCUACGCGAAUUUAGACUUCCGUGAAGAUUUAGGUCAAAGUUUGGCUUCGAUCACCUCUAUCCCGACGACGUGGUCCUGGUCGUACACAUCCGCUUCAUCAGACCUUGUAGCUGAUGUUUCCUAUGAUACCUGGCUGUCCAAUGACGCAUCCUCCAGCGGUUCGUCCUCGACGUCUACUUUCGAAAUAAUGAUAUGGCUGAGUAGCCGAGGAGGUGCUGGCCCUGCGGGCUCUCAAGUCGGAACUGCGGACGUUGAUGGUGUCACUUGGAACCUCUUCCAGGGAGUCGUAGAGACCUGGACUGUGUUUUCUUUUGUUGCACCUAGCGAGAUCACUGAUUUCAACUCUGAUUUGCUUCCGUUCUACACGUUCCUCAUUGAUAACCACGGAGUACCGAGUUCUCAAUUCUUGGUACAAGCGCAAGCCGGAACGGAGCCUUUUGUUGGGAGCGCAACACUCAGCACCAGCUCCUAUGCAAUUUCUAUCAACUGA
This is a messenger RNA of Lentinula edodes (shiitake mushroom), 777 nucleotides long. RefSeq names its product glycoside hydrolase family 12 protein. Bases 1 to 777 code for a protein of 258 amino acids. The record is from RefSeq and is a predicted model, not a curated record. Gene Ontology annotation, biological process: polysaccharide catabolic process. Gene Ontology annotation, molecular function: cellulase activity. NCBI's taxonomy places the organism in Eukaryota, Fungi, Basidiomycota, Agaricomycetes, Agaricales, Omphalotaceae. The transcript has 10 exons.